Mus caroli (Ryukyu mouse) is the source of this 1184-nucleotide messenger RNA. The record is from RefSeq and is a predicted model, not a curated record. Lineage: Eukaryota; Metazoa; Chordata; Mammalia; Rodentia; Muridae.
CUGGGACGGGGCUUCAGGGACUGAGCGGGCGCUGCCGCUGUGUGAGCGUCUUCUGCGCCUUCGGUUUAAUUUAUUUUUGGAAAUCAAGUUCAAUAUUAAAAAGAAAGAGCACACAUUAUUGGAAGCCAUUUCUACUAAUUCGUUACAUUUUAACUUAUGAUUUGAUUUGAAUACUGUCAUGGGAGGAGCUGUGAGUGCUGGGGAAGAUAAUGAUGACUUAAUUGAUAACCUUAAAGAAGCUCAGUACAUCCGAACUGAAAGAGUAGAGCAAGCCUUCAGAGCCAUUGACCGCGGAGAUUACUAUCUGGAAGGCUACAGAGACAAUGCUUACAAAGACUUAGCCUGGAAGCACGGGAACAUACACUUGUCAGCACCUUGCAUUUAUUCUGAAGUUAUGGAAGCUUUGAAACUUCAACCAGGAUUAUCUUUUCUUAACCUGGGAAGUGGAACCGGAUAUUUAAGUACAAUGGUGGGCUUAAUUUUAGGUCCUUUUGGAAUAAAUCAUGGGAUUGAACUUCAUUCAGAUGUGGUGGAGUAUGCCAAGGAAAAACUGGAGAGCUUCAUCAAAAAUAGUGAUAGCUUUGAUAAAUUUGAAUUCUGUGAACCCGCAUUUGUGGUGGGUAAUUGCCUUCAGAUAGCUUCUGACAGUCAUCAGUAUGAUCGAAUUUACUGUGGAGCUGGAGUCCAGAAAGACCACGAAAACUACAUGAAGAUCUUACUCAAAGUUGGGGGCAUAUUGGUCAUGCCCAUAGAGGAUCAGUUGACACAGAUUAUGCGGACUGGACAAAACACUUGGGAAAGUAAAAAUAUCCUUGCGGUUUCCUUUGCACCACUAGUACAGCCUAGUAAGAAUGAUAAUGGCACACCGGACUCUGUGGGGCUCCACAGAAUUGUGGCUAUUUUUGAUACUUGGGGUUCUCAUAGCCCAGUGGAAAGUAAUAAAACCCUCUGUGGCCAAUGCUGCCCAUGCUGGUGUUCUUACACAGCAGGAGCUUUGUGUAUGGGCACACUUCUUUCUAUUAGGCUUUGCAGCAGCCAUGGAAGCAAUUUACUCAAGACAGCUUCACAUUCUUCUUUAUCUGACACUUCCUUUAGCCCCGUGUGCUGUCAGGAAUCUCCAAGACUUGGCUCGUAUUUACAUUCGACGUACACUUAGAAACUUCAUAAAUGAUGAAAUGCAGGCC